This is a messenger RNA of Ornithodoros turicata, 1137 nucleotides long. RefSeq lists its product as uncharacterized. Gene Ontology annotation, biological process: DNA replication, removal of RNA primer. Lineage: Eukaryota; Metazoa; Arthropoda; Arachnida; Ixodida; Argasidae. The record is from RefSeq and is a predicted model, not a curated record. The transcript has a single exon. Gene Ontology annotation, molecular function: nucleic acid binding; RNA-DNA hybrid ribonuclease activity. The coding region runs from base 1 to 1137 and encodes 378 amino acids.
AUGGCCAGUUACGUUGUCAUGAUUCCUAAAGACAGUAAUCCCAGUGGCCCGUCAACAUGGCGCCCAAUAUCUCUACUGAAUAGUGAUUACAAGAUCGUCAUGGCCGUCCUGACAGCAAGACGUCGUGGAGCGUCGUGGGGUCCCUCGUGCAACGACCUCCGAGACGUCCAUAACGCACUUGUGCUGGGGCUGUUACGGUACCACCUCCCAGCGCUCCACGGGAUCAGUAGGACGGGUGAGCGGGACCUCCUCAACGCCCAAGCGCGCGGCCUCCGGGUAUGCCUUGGACUGCCACGCACGGCUGAAACCUACACCGUACUUGCGCAGGCGCAAGAGACGCCCGUACAUAUUCUACGGGACAGAGAGACGCUCCGCAUCUUUGCGCGCUUGCUCACGCAGCACCCUUGCCACUACCUGCUGUCCAUUGAGGAUGCCCGCCCCGCAUCGGCCUUUGGCGGCGCCGUCCGCCGGCUUAAGGCUACCCUACCGGAUCGCUCCUCAGGCGUAUCCUACGCCCCUCCUUUAUGGGCCCUCGCCAAGCCCCAGGUAUUGACGAGCGUCCCUGGCCUAGGACGAAAGAGGGAGACGCCGUUAGCCGUUGCGCGCCAGCUCGACCUCGAAUACCUAUCGGCGCAGCAUCAACAGCGUCAAGCGAUCUAUACAGACGGAUCCGUAACACUUGAUGGGGCCACUGCAGCCAUCUACGUCCCGCAAGGUAACAUCGAGCAAGUUUUCAGGCCCUCCCAUACCACCUCCUCCACCGAAGCCGAGCUCUUCGCAAUCCACGCGGCCCUCAGGCACAUCACAACAUCGCCCCCAGGAAACUGGACGAUCCUGUCGGACAGCAAGGCGGCACUGGAGAUACUCGACUCACACUGCACCAAAACAACCGACGACCUACACACAAUGGCAAUGUCCCUAGCCAACACCGCCCUUACUUCCGGGCACAAUAUUUGUCUCCAGUGGAUACCCAGCCACAUUGGCCUUUGCGGGAACGAUCGAGCAGAUGCUGUGAGCAGGCGUGCACACGAACAACCCGACGCCGCGUCGCGCAUACCGCUCACCCCUUCGGCUUGCCGCAUCCAAAUCCGCCGCAUGCUGACGUUCAUUAACGUAGGGACACCGCGUCUCGAAUGA